AGCAAUGUGCACUUUAUUAUGGCCUCAGAGAAUCAGGUUGCCCGACUUUUGGGUUCACUAGACGCUGCUAUGGAGGAAGUGACCCUGCUGGAAAAGAAAUUGGACACCUACCAUCAGUUCAUAGCGGAUGUAGAGGAGUCUAUGUCGGGCCUGCAGGAUCGCGACCAACUGGCCCAGAUAACCAGUGACAACCGGCGCCUUCUGCUGGAGACCCUAGAACACCUGGUUUCUAAGCUGUCCCUCAACUCA
Messenger RNA from Dibothriocephalus latus, 249 nucleotides. The record is from the annotation of a GenBank genome assembly. Lineage: Eukaryota; Metazoa; Platyhelminthes; Cestoda; Diphyllobothriidea; Diphyllobothriidae.